AUGCCAGAGACAGAAAAUAAAAUAAAAUCUUCAUCUAAGAUCUUAGGAGGUGUAGAUGCAGGAGGCAAGAAAGACAGUGUUGGUAAUUAUAGAAAACAAAUAAUUGCGCCUAAAGUAUCUACAGAAAAAUCUUUGAAGAUGCCAACUCUUUCAUCUCCUCCAAAAUCUUCCUCUGUUAAACCUUUGAUCUUGAGGGUAAGAAGAAAUAAAAGCUUAAAACUGCUGGCUCCUCUGAAGGACCAGAACAAGAUGUGGAGAGAUGGGACAAACAAACUGAACCUUGAAAUGUUUCCUGAGAAAACUUUACGUACUCCCAAAGUGAAAGCAUCACCAAAGUCUUCAUCCCAUUUACAAUCACGUCUGUUGUCUAAUGAAGAAGAUAAAAAGGAAGUUGUUAAGCGUGCAGACAAUGCAUUGGGUAAAUACACCUCUAGCAGCAAAAAGCUGUUGCACAUAGCAGAAGCAAAAACUGUUGGGAAAAAUCAGAAAAAGACAUUGAGAAAAGGUAAGACAGGUGUUUCUAAUGAUAAUAAUUCUUCGGCAGUGAAAAUGAAGUUCAGGUGGGGCAAGAUAGUUGAUCUCCAGCAUGAAACCAGCAGCCCUAGGAGGCUGACAUUUAGAUGGGGACGAUAUGUGGGUGAAAUCCAGGACAACAAUAUAAGAAAGAGAAUCUUUAAAAAUAAAGGAGUUGAUGGUGACAAAAGUAAUACCAUCCCUAUCUCUGGAAAAAUUGUUUUGAGGCAUCAGGAUGUGCAAGAAAAGAAAGAUGUGCAGGGUUUGUUAAAUAAUGUGAUUGAAGAGACGGCGAGUAAGCUUGUUGAAACCGGGAAGAGCAAGGUUAAAGCUUUGGUGGGAGCUUUUGAGACAGUGAUUUCUCUCCACAAUAAACCUUCUGCUGUCAGUUUCUUGAUUAACUAA
This is a messenger RNA of Capsicum annuum, 918 nucleotides long. RefSeq lists its product as uncharacterized. Gene Ontology annotation, molecular function: calmodulin binding. The coding region runs from base 1 to 918 and encodes 305 amino acids. The record is from RefSeq and is a predicted model, not a curated record. Lineage: Eukaryota; Viridiplantae; Streptophyta; Magnoliopsida; Solanales; Solanaceae. The transcript has a single exon.